Manis pentadactyla (Chinese pangolin) is the source of this 2911-nucleotide messenger RNA. It is a transcript of the gene MRRF, whose product is annotated as mitochondrial ribosome recycling factor. The record is from RefSeq and is a predicted model, not a curated record. NCBI's taxonomy places the organism in Eukaryota, Metazoa, Chordata, Mammalia, Pholidota, Manidae. Gene Ontology annotation, biological process: translation. Gene Ontology annotation, cellular component: mitochondrion. Bases 1 to 939 code for a protein of 312 amino acids. Gene Ontology annotation, molecular function: ribosomal large subunit binding. The transcript has 7 exons.
AUGCCCCCAAAGCAGGUCGCAACUCCCCGGCCCCACGGCGCUGCAGACGCCACCACCCCAGCACCUCCUGCUCCCAGGCCGCCGGUGACGCGCUACCCGUGCGCCGCAGCACCGCCCCGUAACGUCAUGACGCCUGCGCCGCCGCCGUCGACGCGGUUACAUGAAUCUUUUCCCAGUAACCUGGGCGUUAACUGUGGAUGUUCACAAGGAUUGUCUUCAGUCAUGGCCUUGGGUUUAAGGUGCUUCCGCUUGGUCCACCCUGCCUUUUGUAACUCCCUUGCUGCCUUGACCAGACCUAUUUCAGAAGUUACGCUGAGGGCAGAGAGUGGGAGACAGAAUGGCCAUGGGCAGUACAUGGCCUGUCCAGCUGUACCAGUCCGUCAUUUUGCUACCAAGAAAGCCAAAGCCAAAGGGAAAGCACAGUCACAAACCAGAGUGAAUCUUAACACUGCCUUGGUUGAAGACAUAAUCAGCUUGGAAGAGGUAGAUGAAGAAAUGAAGUCUGUGAUGGAAGCACUAAAGGAUAAUUUCAAUAAGACUGUCAAUAUAAGGACCUCACCAGGCUCAUUUGAUCGUAUCACUGUGGUAACUGCUGAUGGGAAGCUUGCUUUAAACCAGAUUGGCCAGAUCUCCAUGAAGUCACCACAGCUGAUACUGGUGAAUAUGGCCAGCUUCCCAGAGUGUACAGCUGCAGCUAUCAAGGCUAUAAGAGAAAGUGGAAUGAAUCUGAACCCAGAAGUGGAAGGGACACUAAUUCGGGUACCCAUUCCCAAAGUAACCAGGGAGCACAGGGAAAUGCUGGUGAAACUGGCCAAACAGAACACAAACAAGGCCAAAGAAACCUUACGGAAGGUUCGUACCAACGCAAUGAAUAAGCUGAAGAAAUCAAAGGAUACGGCCUCGGAGGACACCAUUCGGCUCAUAGAAAAACAGCCUUGAUUUUUGAAUAUGGACAGGAGUGGACUAUUGGAUGAGCCUCACUCAGCCUGCCUGGAAUGAGGAAAGAUGAGGCCAGGCGCUGUGGACUCCUGAAGGGGCGUGGAGGCACCAAGCUGGCAGUCAGGCGGGCAAGCUCUGGCCCCCUCACACCACGGACUUCUUAUGUGACCUUGGGCAGAUUGAUGAACAUUUUAUGCCUUGGUUUUUUCCUCUGUAAAAUGGGAAUACCUGUCCCACUCUCCUUAUAGAGAUUAUGUUUGUUGGAUUUGAGUGAAUUAACAAAGAACAAAACACUUCUGCAUAGUAUGAACUACUGUGCAACUGUCAGGUGAAAUAACUACAUAUUCAUAAUGUAUUAAAGAGAGGCGAUAAUAGGAUUUCGUAUGUUUUGAGGGUUAUAUGAACUAAUGAACGCCAAAUUAAUAGCUCAGUGUCCGGCGUGUAGGGAUACUCAGGAAGCGGGAGCCCUUGCCAGUAUCCUUGUCGUCGUCAUCAUCAGUAUUUUAAGAAGCCUGAUAAAGAUGGAAAAGACAAACUUGGAGGCAGACUGCCCAAGGGCACUUUGUGUCUAUAAUGUGGUAGAAAGUUAGUAAAUAUUUUCACUAAUUGAUUAAUUUGAGAAGUCAGGAAAUGAUAGUAAAAAUCAGAAUAGCACAAGCCAUGUUUGCAUACCAAACACCCGUUAAAAUGUGCUUGCGUAUUCAUGAACUGUUUAACCCUCUGAGGAAGGGAGAGCAUCCCCUUUUGAUAGAUGAGAAAGCCAAAAUUCUGAUUGGAGAAGUGACUUGCACCUGGUCACCCCACUGAGAAUUUAAUUCAGAACCCACAUUAUCAAAUUAUUACCCUAGGUACUCUUCCUUCCCCUGUCCGCAUCCUUGUCCCUAAACUACCCUCAAAGCCGUUUUUCCAGAGGCGGCUUACAGCCCUUGUUCAUGGCUGCCUCUGGGGGUUGCUAGGCUGCAGGUGCUGGAGUACUGCUGGGUACCAUGCCACCCCCCAUGCAGGCAGCUGCUCAGGGGUCGGGGCAAAGAAGCAUCCCAGGAGUUUGCGGAAGGCUGAGCAGGAGGAACCAAGCAGCCGUUCUGAGCCCAGUAGCUCUUCCCAGUGCCCAGCAGCCUGAGAGGCUUGGCUUUCCCAGCUAAAGAAUGCGCAGCUGUUGCUAUGGCCAGAGCCUGGCUGUCUCCCUGCCUGGGACCAAUUGCUCCAAAUCCUUUUUGGUUUCUACCCUUCCCAGUGCAUUUAGUUCCCAGUUCUUGGCCAAGGUCUGUGGUCUGCAAAUGAAGAUGUCAAACAGCCACUGUGCUGCUGAAUACAGAUUCUGAGUACUGUGCUGCCCCCUUCAAAGCUUCCCGCCUAAGGCUUCGUGCCUUAGGUCCCUUUUAGAUAUGGGAGGGAAACUGCAACAUGUACUAAAUUAUACUGCGUUUGCAUUCUGUUUUUCAUUCUUAGAGGGAGUACAUGUUUAUUGCAGAAAAUUUGGAAAAUUAGGACAGCACAGAAAACUUUAAUAAUUAUUCAUUUAGUAAAUACACUUGCUAUGCACUAAGUCUUAUGCUUGGUGUGACAGAUACAGACAUGAAUAAUACAUUACCCAUCUUCCCAUCACUAAAAGAUAGUCACUAUUAAUAUUUUGACAGAUUUCCUUCCAGUUUAAAAAAAAUGCAUUUUUUUACACAUUUAAGAUAAUUUUUACAUAUAUACACAAUUUUUUAUCCUACUUUUUCUUUAGUUCAAGGGUAACAUAACCAUUUUUUCCAUAUUACAACUAGUAUCUUGAAACACUUUUUUCUGAUUACAGAAGCAAUCUGUGCUUGUUAUAAAACAUUCCAAGAUUUCAGAAAUAUAUACUAGAAUGUUAUUCAUAUUUAUAUCCUUUCCAUGAGAAAUAGACAAUCUAAAGCAUUUUUAAUGGUUAUAUGUAUUCAUCUACUUCCUCAUUCUACCACUUCAGAUUUUUUUGAUUUUUUUUUUU